Molecule: messenger RNA, 198 nt
Organism: Plenodomus lingam JN3
Lineage: Eukaryota; Fungi; Ascomycota; Dothideomycetes; Pleosporales; Leptosphaeriaceae
Source: RefSeq, a predicted model, not a curated record
AUGUGGGACCGAAGGCUGCGGACUCGCGAGCCAAUCACGGUGGUGUCGCACCGCGACCACGGAACCCUUGGACAAGCUCCACGACCUGUCACCCUCACCGUUGACGUGAUCGCACACCCUUCCACGCCGUCGAUAUCCUUGCCUCAGAUUCAUACCUCACCUCUUCACGCGUUGUUCGCCAACGAAGAGGUUUGUUAG